Cyprinodon tularosa is the source of this 10980-nucleotide messenger RNA. It is a transcript of the gene tet3, whose product is annotated as tet methylcytosine dioxygenase 3. Gene Ontology annotation, molecular function: zinc ion binding; DNA binding; DNA 5-methylcytosine dioxygenase activity. NCBI's taxonomy places the organism in Eukaryota, Metazoa, Chordata, Actinopteri, Cyprinodontiformes, Cyprinodontidae. Gene Ontology annotation, cellular component: nucleus. The record is from RefSeq and is a predicted model, not a curated record. Bases 571 to 6924 code for a protein of 2117 amino acids. Gene Ontology annotation, biological process: positive regulation of transcription by RNA polymerase II; oxidative demethylation. The transcript has 12 exons.
AGUUCUGUCAGCCUCCUUCUUCAUCACUCCUCUCUGCGCUGAAAAGAAGCGCAACUAAAUAUUUCUUAAGCGUCUAUCAGAAAUAUUUCAUUCAGAGUGAAACUAUUUACUGAGGAGGAGCAGAAACUUUGCUGACAGCCUGGAAAGACAAUACCUUGAAGCCCCAGCAGCGUGCCCAACAACGUGGUGGGGUUGCCAGCCUUUCUUCAAAGGGAAGAGAUGGAAUCCAGACUCCAAGUUAGCGGCGGGAUCCUCCAGGGCCACCCUGGCCACUGCCUUGCUCUUGUGUUUUUCUGGAAGACAACAUGAGACCCAAGCCAACUCUUCUGGUACAAUCCCACACAGCUAAGAAGGCUGGGACUCUUUCCAGUUUUCUUUAAAUAUCCAGACUGAUAGAGGUUUUUUCACCUCCGCUUUUUUGUUUUUUUUUAGGACCGACAUUUAGCUGUUGUUGCAGUGAAAUGUGGAUAAUAACACAGCUUGGAUUUUAAAUUCUCCUUUUUAAGCUAAAUUGUUUUUAUCAGUGUGUAGUCUCUUUCCAUUAGAGCAAUUGUAAACAAGAGAGUCAUCAUGCCCAGGUCAAAAGCAAGACCCAAGUCGGCACAGGAAGACAUGUAUGAUGCAGAGGAGGCUCAGUCUCUGUAUUUGCAAAAAUGUUCAGAAAAGAGAUCUCCCCUGAGCAAAUACAUCGAGGCCGAGCACCAGCAAGCAGGACUCUUCUCUCUGUCUUCGUUGGAGGCCAUCGCUGACCUCCAGAAGAAGAGGAGGAAGAAAUGUGGCGCCUGCGUUCCCUGUCUUCGCAAGGAGAACUGCGGUACCUGCAGCAACUGUCUGAACCGCAAGACUGGCAAACAGAUCUGCAAGGAGCGUAAAUGUGAGGAGCUGAAGAAGAGGCAGAGUGACGGCGAUGCCAGCGAGGUGGGAUUUUCUGAAGACAAGAGUCACGGCUGUGUUGAACCCCCUGAAGUAGCAACUCAGACUGCUCACAAAGUCACUACAGUGGAUGGCCUCACAAACGGAGGCCAGAUGGAAAUUGGUUCACAUGACCGCCUCCAGGAAGGCACGUUGAGCCUGGAACUGGCCAAUGGGGUGAACCCCUACUGUAAUGAUGAUGAGGCAUCUUUGAAACCAGACGGGCAGAGGACAGGAAGAGAGCCUGAAAGGCAAUGCUGGACACCAGGACAGAGCAAGGUCAAUGGCAGCCAACAUCAGCAAUCAUGCUUGAGCAGCAGUGGUAGAACCUCCCCUGCUGAAAGGAUCCACCAUGCAGAUGUGGAAGAUGCCCAGAAUCUAAUGGCUUUUUCUGUUACUGCAAGCUCUUUACCCCUUUCUUCCGCUUCAUCUUGCCUUGUUAUCCAGCCUAAAAUAGCCCUAUUAUAUGAGAAGUUCACUCAAGAGACAUGUGCUGAUGGCGCUCAUUCCAGAGUGUCUGCAGGAGCUCCUGAAACAAGCUGCGAACCUCUGGAAGAUCUUGACAUCUUAAAAACAGCCCUGAGCCAAGCUAAACAUGGGGAGAAGCCCCCCAAAUGCAACUGUGAUGGGCCUGGUUGUCCAGACUACCUUGAAUGGUUGGAGAAGAAAAUUAAAUUAGCAACUAGAAGGGAUCACAGAUCUCACAAAAUAGUUGGUGAGGCCCCACAUUUGGAACAACCCCAUUCGCAGUCUCAGCCUCAUACCUAUCAGCAAGUGAAUGGUAUCCACCACAUGUCCAAUCAAUGUUUGGAGCAGCAGGAUGUCAAUCAAUACUCUCACCAAGACCAAGUGUCCUCCAAACCCCCUAUCCCUUGCUCCCCCCAGGUGCUCUCGAUAGCCAAGGAAAAGAACGUCAGUCUUCAGACCGCCCUUGCAAUAGAAGCAUUGACACAGCUAUCAAGCCCUCUAAGAGUCAGUUCUCCGGGUCAAACUUUCUUUAGAAAUAACUUCCAUAACCAACAAAACACACAAAACAUCACACCUAAUUUGAUCUCUUCCUCACUUAACGACAACUCCUCAUCACAAACCCAGUCUGUCCCUCCAGGAGUACAUAACAAUCAGCAGUCUCCAGCCUCAUUUGAAAACCAUAGACCCCAGUCACAGGGCCAUCCAGCCCGUGCUUCCCCUCUCCCAUCUUCUACCUCUCCCUUCCCAAGUCAGGUCAAAGCUGCAGGUUUCAAUUCUAAUCCUCAGCAGUGGACACAGGGCUCUGAUAGAGGUCCUGAACAGAGGCAUACAUUGAUACAUUUUAAGUCUGCAACUGCUCCCCUAAAUUACUCGGACCCCAUGUCAGAGCUUAAACAGCUUCUUGGUGACACAAAGUUCAAAAAUGCUUCUUUUAAGCUUCCACUCUCACAGCAGCUUAACUUGAACCAGAAUGGUGGAAUUCAUGUCCAAGGUAAUCAAGUGUUGCCCAGGGUUAAACAAGAGCCAGACUCUGGUGAGCACUACCAUCACAACCCCCAAAGUGGACAUUAUGGAAUGUCAAAUGGUCAACAGCAGCAGCUUUAUCCUGGAAAUCUUAUGUCUCCAAGCCAAGCAGCCAUAAGUCAUUGCACUCAAGCAGCUUUGCAACAACACCUUCGUUACAAGAGAAAUCUGUUUCAUACUCACCCUUCUAGCUUUGGAACACCAGGCGCUCGUGCACCUAUGACUUGCCAAGACUUAAAGAAAUGGUGGCCACAGAUAGAUACAGAAGGUUUACCCCCUCUACCAGUCAAACAGGAACCUAAAAGGAGGAAAACCUCCCAAGGAUCUCCCAGUAUGCUUAUAGGUCCUCCCCAACCCAAGCCCAAACAGAUUAUCAUUAAGAAGAACAAACAGAAAGCCUCCAUGCCAACCUUUCUCCCUCAGACUCAAAUUGCUGUACAAAAAACAUCAAAUCAGAUGGUUGACAGAUCGCCAUCCUUGACAAAUUUGCAGAUAUGCUCUCUCCCCUCUUUGGCCCCCCUCAGUACAUCCACUCAGGCCUUUGCUGCAGGUCUCCCUGCCCCAGAAAAAUCUCAGGAAUCUAUUUCCAACACCUCACUAACUCCUUCUUCCACUGUUACAUCAGAAAAUGCUCCAGCUCUUAUGGACCUUUUGUCCACACCUGUGUUUCCUGCAGCUAUCACAAAAUCACUAGGUGCAGGCAUCAGCUUAACCUCCACUAAUACCUGCAGUGCCAUCCCUGUGACCUCAAGUCCUUCCAGCACCACACAACUGGAGAAAGUCAUUAACAUAGAUCCAAAGUUUGAAGAACUGAUUCGCCAAUUUGAGGCUGAAUUUGGAGACACAUCAAUGAGUCAGCACAAGGAGAAGAGCACUUCAACCCCUAUCCCCGAAAAUCCAUCCAAGAUUAGUCCUCAGGGCCUCAGUCCUACAUCAUCACACAACACCCAGUCUGUUUCCUCAAUUUCUACUCCUCAAGCCAACACCACACCUCAUUCAGAUGAUCAGCAAAUGCAGUUCAACAAGAUUGAAUCAGAUACCCAAAGUGGAUUAACAGAUAGCCAGCCAUCCACAGAGGGGUCUUUGGGCAAUCAACAUAUGAGCCCCGUUGAUGUUUCGAUGAAUCAGGAAACCAAUUUGGUCAAGCAGCAGCUUCAUCGAAGAAUGCUAGAGGAUGUGUUGGGCAUACAAGACUCUCCACUCCCUAAAAGAAUUAAAAUUGAAGCCUCAGGAGAAUUAGCGGUACUGUCGACCACAUGCUAUUCUGAGGAGGGAACACCAAUAAAGGAUGGCCUAAAUUCUUCACCAUCUCUAAAAGGCUUUUUGGACUCCCCCUUGCGCUACCUAGACACACCCGCAAAGAACCUGCUGGAUACUCCAAUCAAGGACCCACAAUUAGAUUUCCCAACCUGUACAUGUGUUGAACAAGUCAUUGAGAAAGAUGAAGGGCCAUACUACAAUCACCUGGGAUCAGGACCUACAGUAGCCUCGAUACGCAGCCUGAUGGAGAUGAGAUAUGGAGAGAAGGGGGAAGCCGUCCGGAUUGAGAAGGUGGUUUACACAGGCAAAGAGGGAAAGAGCUCCCAUGGUUGUCCAAUUGCCAAGUGGGUGAUUCGUCGAAGCAGUGAGAAAGAGAAAUUGCUGUGUCUGGUGCGUCAGCGUGCUGGCCACCACUGUGCAAACGCAGUCAUCGUCAUCGUCAUUUUAGCCUGGGAAGGCAUCCCAAGAGCCCUGGCAGACAAGCUUUACCAUGAGGUGACAGACACCCUCACAAAAUAUGGCAACCCCACCAGCCGACGCUGCGGGCUCAAUGACGAUCGUACCUGUGCCUGUCAGGGUAAAGACUCAGAAAAAUGUGGUGCUUCCUUCUCAUUCGGCUGCUCCUGGAGUAUGUACUUUAAUGGCUGUAAAUACGCCCGAAGCAAAACACCACGCAAGUUCAGGCUUCAAGGAGAUCAUCCUGAAGAGGAGGAGAAACUCAGGGAUAAUUUCCAAAAUCUGGCGACGGAGGUGGCUCCUUUGUACAAGCGACUGGCCCCACAGGCAUACAGCAACCAGUGUGCAGCAGAGCACCGAGCUCCAGAGUGCAGGCUGGGUUUGAAGGAAGGCCGUCCGUUCUCUGGAAUCACAGCUUGUAUGGACUUCUGCGCCCAUGCUCAUAAGGACCAGCAUAACCUGCACAAUGGCUGCACAGUGGUGUGUACUUUGACUAAGGAGGACAACCGAAAUGUAGGGGGGAUCCCUGAAGAUGAGCAGCUCCAUGUGUUGCCACUGUACACAGUAUCACUUACAGACGAGUUUGGCAGCGCAGAGGCACAGCGCCGCAAGAUGGAGACUGGAGCCAUACAAGUACUCCAAGCUUUCCGUCGUGAGGUACGCAAGUUACCCGAGCCUGCUAAAUCUUGCCGACAGCGUAGGCUGGAUGCCAAGAAGGCUGCCUCAGAGAAGAAGAAAAAUAAGCUCGCACAGCAGGCAGGGGAAACACCUGAGAAAACAGUGAUCAAGACUGAACGGUGCAUCACCAACUCUCCUCACGUAUUGGGCAAUAAAGAAAUGAUAAAACAGGAGAUGAAGCCAAACAUCAAGAUGGAGCCCCUUAAUGGAUCAAUAGACGGAUUCCCUGUGCAGGCGUCAGACCCAUUCAAUAACAUCUAUCAGAAUCCUGCCUACUAUGCAAGGGGAGCCCAUUCCCCAGCAGGCCAGCCCUCUACCGCAGACACAGUAAAUGGCUACCACUCCGAUUUGCCAGCAAGACCCUAUGGCUACUACAACCAGCGCCGAAAUACCCUUUUUGGGCCUGGGAUGAAGACGUAUAGUCGAAGUAAACAUUUUGAUGCAGAUAGAAAGUCUGACCUUCAGAGCCCUCAGGGCCAAUUGCAUCAGUCUUCAAUCAGCCACCCAGAGCAAAACAACCAACAAAAUAAUAGCUCUUAUAGCCAGCCUGCAAACUAUAACCUGUCCCGUCCUUCUUCUGUCUCCUCUGAGACCUCCAACAGAAGCACACCACUCAUCAAACAAGAGCCCAUGGAUGUGCCAGUCUAUGAAGGUGCAUUACCAAACCAGUCGUGUGCCAAUACAUCAAGAAGCACCCCUCAGCCUGCGCAUUGGCCUGGUUAUAAGAUUAAUGGAAGCAUUGUUCCAAAUAACUGGGAGGGCCAUAUAAACCGUGGACAAAGUCCUGAUGUCUCCUCAAUAAAUGUAGACAAGCAGCAAUUUCACCAGCAUGCCCAUCAGCGUCAGUCGUCCCCUUAUCCUCCACAGUGGGUAUCCCUCCCUGGCUCAACCCCCCACAUAGCCUCUACCAAUCCAACACUCCAGGUACCUGAAUCUCCACCUUCAUCUCCUCACCUUGGCACUGGGUUCCAGGAUAACCUUUACCGAGGCUCCAUUUGCCACAGUGCUCCUUAUCCGGGUACACCACAACCUCUUACCUCACACUCAGGUUCAAUGACUCCAAAGCCUGGUACCCCAGGUCCAGGCACCAUAGUCACUGGCAUUCCAGGUCCACCCAAUUCUCGCACUGGAACCCCAGGUCCAAGUACCCAAGGUUUAAGCACUCUACGACCAGGCACUCCGGGCCCAUCCACCCCUCGCACUGGAACCCCAGGUCCAAGUACCCCAGGCUUAAACACUCUACGACCAGGCACCCCAGGUCCAGCCACCCCAGGCCCAAUGACCCCAGGACAACCUACCAAUAGGCACUGGGCUAGUCCUGCUCCUAGCCCUCAGCCAAAUCCUUGGGGUAUCGGACCUGGAGCUUAUAGCCCCGGUUUGAAACACAGCAGUGUGGCAGGAGCCUAUCCUGAUAAGAUGUGGUCAAAGACUGGGGAGAAUCGGUGUUCCACUCCCCUGGGGAUCCAAGAAAAGGCCUGGAAAUCUUGUGGAGGAUCAUUUGCCGGCAGCACCCCAUCCCCUGCACCAGAGGGUCGCCUGUUCCCUGAUGUGCUGCAACAGUCUGAUCAGGCCCAUUACGACCCCUGUCGAGCUGAGAGUGACAUUGAAAGUUCAAAACAUCGUGAGGAAGAUGAUGAGGUGUGGUCUGACAGUGAACACAACUUCUUGGAUCCCACAAUCGGUGGUGUUGCAGUAGCACCAGCCCAUGGUUCCGUCCUCAUAGAAUGUGCCCGUCGGGAACUACAUGCUACCACUCCACUUAAGAAACCUGAUCGUACCCAUCCCAGUCGCAUUUCCCUGGUGUUCUACCAGCACAAGAACCUUAAUCAGCCAAUGCACGGCCUGGCCGUGUGGGAGGCCAAAAUGAAGCUGUUGGCAGAGCGAGAACUACAGAGGCAGCAGGAAGCAGCUCUCCUUGGCCUCUCCCAGGAAGACAUCAAGGCACACGGGAAGAAACGCAAAUGGGGGUCUCUGUUGGCAGGUGCUAGUCCAGGACCUGGGCAGUCUAAAGACAAGAAGGACGGCCCAGUGACACGGUUAUCUCACACGUUCUACACGACCUCUAUGGUAACUGUGUCUCCCUAUGCCUUCACUCGUGUCACUGGGCCCUACAGCCACUUUGUCUAAGGGCAAGACAGACACAGAAAGACUGAAAGCCCUAAAGUGGUGCAUUGGACAAGUAGGGAAGGCAACAAGCAAAACGGAAAUGUCUGUUUGCUGUUUUACAGUCUGGCAUCUCUCCAUCCAGCCCUCUUCAACAUCUAUAAGGAGAGGACGUUUUUAUUGUUUUUACCUCAUGUCAGGCAGUGGUUUGGGCUGCAGACACACUGCCUGUGGUGCUCUUCCUCUCUCAUUUCUGGAGAGGAACUCCAUUGCUUUUUUUCUUGUUCAUAAAAUUUUAAUGAUUCUAAUUAUUGCUAUUAUUAUGAUUGCUAUUGUUACUGUCAAUGUUGUUAUUACAGGUAUUAUUAUAAUGAACACUUGUUUUUUAUUGCUGUUUUCAUUAAUGUUAAUAUUAAUGGGAUACUUGUUUUUUUUUUAUUUUUUUUUUAUAUUUUUAAUCAGUACCCCAAGUUGCUUUUUCCAUGUUUGAAAAACAGUACCCAUUUUUCCUGUUAGAUUUCCUUUUUCUUUGUCAAUUUAAAACUCUAUCUAUAGGAGAAGCACUAAUCUGCCCAAUCAGACAGAAAAGUGAUAUUAUAGAAAACAAAAUUGGCCACAUGCAUAAAUAUGGAUCUGACCAAGAUAUCUUCCAGAAAUUUAUAUCAUAACAAAAACUCCUAAGAGUGAUUUAAAGCCCAAAGUUAUUUAGUUUUAACCCUGGAAUAGUUAAGUCCAGUCUCUUCCUCUGAAAUUUGGCUGGAAUUGUUUUUAUAAAUUAUUAUAUACUUCUUUGAAAAACCUCCUGAAAAAAUAGGUUUCCUUUACCUGUGAGCACAGAAAAGGCAGACUCACUUUUUGUCUGCUUGUGGCUAGGUUGAUGUGCUCCUCCUAUUUAUCUGCACUCCAAGAAUUUUCAACUGGUGCUCGACUCUGGAUCUGACCAGUUUUCCAUCAGCUUCUCUUCAUGGCACUUGAUGCUGUAUUUUGGUGCUCAAAUCUGCCUCGACUAGUUUUGGCAAGGGGGAUUUGUUAUUUUUGACAGGUGUUAAUAUAGAGGUCUCCUUUUUCUUCACAGAAGUGAAAAUAAGAAAAUUUGCAAAUGCUUUUCGAGUCAGAUCAGCAAUUUCCACAUAGGUUUGAUGUGAGUUGUGCUCCUUAUCUUCCUACGUUUAUUAGGGAUAAAAAGUUUCCAGAGUGAACUCUAGAGGGCAACAGGGACUGCAAAUUCAAUAAGCACUUGAGGUUCUUUCAGAAACAAGUGAAGCCUUGCUUUGCUGCAUUAACCAUCCAAGGCCAGUAGAUGGGGUCCUCCUCCCCUGUUUGCUGGCCUUUGGGAGACAGCUCAAGCUGAUUUUGUUGUCCCUUCUAGGAACAGGUGUGGCUAAAGUAUGGCUAUGCAUAUGGAAAGCUAUUCCUAAUCUCCAAGAGAAGGAUUUACUGAUUGGACUGCAGUGGGCUUGGUGCUCUUACUCACAUUUUGGUGCUGUCCUUUUAAACUUGAUUUACUGCAGAGAGCCCAGUCCUUCCUCUGUAUGGUGCUGUCAUCACUGGGCAGAACCAGGCAAGUCCUUCAAUAGGCACCUUGUUUCCACAAAGCCAGCCAUCAAAUAGUUUUUUGGGGGUUGCAGCUUUGCCACUGGGCUCAAGAGUUGGUUUCUGUUGAGGUGUUUUUAGUGUUUACCCUAGCAGAAAGAAACAGAGCUACAUUGUCCAGGGCAAAGAAAGCACAGGUAGACCUGACACACCUUAGUAACACAUCAGCAGUGCUAUCCACUGAGAGAACAGAACUGAGAGGCAAACUGUAAUGCAUUACUGUAGCUUCAGGGAGUAGGAGCCGAAUGCAGAUCAAAUAAUCUCUCACUUUGUGUGCUGGAGGUGUAUGAUAGUGUUUUUCUGGAAGAACGGCUUUAUACCCAAAACCAAAGAGAGAGGCUACUUGAUAGCAUUGUCAGAGUGCUUUGAAUCACUUAUCUUUUUCUUCCUACACGAUCCCGUAGUUUACUUAUUGAAAAUGAUAACGAGUGACCUACAACUCUAUAGAAGUUGUUGUUUUGGUCAAGACCCAGGUGAAGGAUCCUGAUCCUUCCCCUGAAAGGCCUCCAGCUCUCUACCUCAUGCUGUAGAGACACUGGUCACGAUCACAACUUGCUACUGAGGGCAGAAAGUCCUGCAUGUCCCUUUGUGUGCUCUAGAUUUCUACACUCAUUUUAAACUAGCUUUUUUUACUCUUAUUUAUUACUACAUUGUGAUGAUGAUGAUUGUCUUUGAUGUUAUUUCCUUUUUAAUUUUUUAUAUAGCUAAUACAAAUUGUAAAUAGAUAAGAAAAGAUUUAUAAAAGCACUUUUAAUCUUGAUUUUAAAGACAAAAGAAAGAACCGAUUAUUGACAACUUGAAGCCUAGGUUUUUCUUCUUUUUGUUGCUGUUUUCAUUUUCUCUAGAGAGAGAUACAAAAUGUAAAUAUUAAACUAUUUAGGUAAGAUUAUUUAACUGGUGAGGAUAGUAACUAAAUCAUAAUGACAUAGGGGGUAUGCUAAACUCUCAGCAAACCCUUUACAACACUUGCUCUUGAUGUGUUGUGUAUAAACUUUCCCUCAGUUACACUGCUGUUGUUUUCAUAAGUACUGUACCCCAUAACAGCCGGUAAUGACAGAGUGUCAUUGCUAUACAGAAGGUAAUUCAUAAGCCCAGGUAAGUGAUGUGUGGUAUCUGACAGUACCCAUUGUGGAACUUACUUCCUUAAUAGAAUACAAUUUAAACUGGAACCCCUGGAUUACAGUUUUGUGCCCACAUAUAAAGUUUAAUUGACCAACUUUAUCUGGAUAUUGAGCAUGAGGAGAUCGAACUUAAUGACAGCAAUGGCUUGGAUCAGAAAACAGUGUUUUAAUGAGAUAAGCUAAAGCCUGCUAAUCACUCCCAUUUGAGUCAGACCAUCAGGCCAGGUGCUGCUGCCCUGCUUUCGUAGAUAUGUCUCUAAUUAACUCCUCUGGUGUUUCUUAUAUUCUAGGAUGCAUACAGCGGGAUUAGGAGUUCCACCGGGGCUGUUUUGCCUUUUUGAGCAUAUGACAUAAACCACAUUAUACUAUCCUAAUGGUGCUGAGGAUGUUGUGUCCCACAUUUCUAAUCUUACUUUGUAAAUCUCUUAAUGUCCCACAUGUUCUGUUGGGGGUUCUCACAAGGUGGGAUAUUUUGUGAUUGGGGAAGAACACAGGUCAGACAGGUGGUGCUAUGAUGUUAACACCUUAAAAUUCACUGUGUAAAAAAAAAAAAAAAUUUGAAUACCACAAAUAUUUUUUUUUCUGAGGUCUUUGAAUGUCAAUAAAACUGUAUUUUGAAUCCAAGCAGUUUCAUAGUUCAGGAAAGAUUCCCUUCGGUGCUGGCUUUAUAUAAAAGUCUUUUGUUACAACGCUACAUCUCUUUCUGACGCCGAUCAUGUUAUUCAUUCCACAAGUAUACUUCAAGCCAGUGAAUUUAGGAUGAGAAGUAGAAUCAGAAUAUAUGAGGACUGUUAUUUGGGGUUUAUAUUUGGUACAGCGAGUACCAAAGUCUAUUAGAGUAAUUUUUUUGAGGAUGUUGUAAAUGUACAUGUUAGACGAAUGCUAAGGUUUUUGAACAAUCCCGGAAUUGUGUACUGCCUGCCUCUUUAACUCCCUUGUCAUGCACUUCCUUUUCCUCAUACCCAUCUAUUACUGCUAACCUUAUACUAUAGUUUGAUGUUCUGAAUCACUCACGGACGAAAAACAUGCAUCUCAUUUUCUUUGCCCUAUUGCUAGGAAAUAGAAACACCCAAUUCUCCAAAUAAGAAACAGAGACUUGAACCCUGGCCCAGAUGAAAAGUAAAAAUGCACCUACAUAAGUGGCAGCUACAUUCCUUUUUGAUUUGUAGGAUUGUUUUUGGUUCUUUUAUUUUUGUCUCAAUGAUGCAGUAUGUAAAAAAAAAAAAGAGGUGUUUUUGUUGAGUCUCUUUCUCCCUCUCUUUGUAGCUGUAUGGUGUAUUAUGUGAAUACAUAGUGUAUGUGGUUGGAAACCCCACAAUAUUGUUUUAUGUUGCGCGACAAAUAAAAAAAAAAUAUUCAAAUGAAA